Propithecus coquereli (Coquerel's sifaka) is the source of this 1718-nucleotide messenger RNA. RefSeq names its product SEH1-like (S. cerevisiae) (gene SEH1L). Gene Ontology annotation, molecular function: structural molecule activity; protein binding. The record is from RefSeq and is a predicted model, not a curated record. Gene Ontology annotation, biological process: positive regulation of TORC1 signaling; cellular response to amino acid starvation. The transcript is spliced from 7 exons. Gene Ontology annotation, cellular component: Seh1-associated complex; nuclear pore outer ring. The coding region runs from base 126 to 1244 and encodes 372 amino acids. Lineage: Eukaryota; Metazoa; Chordata; Mammalia; Primates; Indriidae.
GCCGGGGCGGGGCGGCGCGGGAAGGACGCGCCGUGCGCGCCCGGGCGGCGGGGCCCGGGUAGGCUACGGGCCGUGCCGCCGCCGCCGCCACUGCCCUUUUCGGAGGCGCGGGUUCGGCGGGAGCCAUGUUUGUAGCGCGCAGCAUCGCGGCAGACCAUAAGGAUCUCAUCCACGAUGUCUCCUUCGACUUCCACGGGCGGCGGAUGGCGACCUGCUCCAGCGAUCAGAGCGUUAAGACACAUAGUGGAUCUGUAUGGCGUGUGACGUGGGCCCAUCCUGAAUUUGGACAGGUUUUGGCUUCCUGUUCUUUUGACCGAACAGCUGCUGUAUGGGAAGAAAUAGUAGGAGAAUCAAAUGAUAAACUUCGAGGCCAGAGUCACUGGGUUAAAAGGACAACUCUAGUGGAUAGUAGAACGUCUGUUACCGAUGUGAAAUUUGCUCCCAAGCAUAUGGGUCUUAUGUUAGCAACCUGUUCAGCAGAUGGUAUAGUAAGAAUAUAUGAGGCGCCAGAUGUUAUGAAUCUCAGCCAGUGGUCUCUGCAGCAUGAGAUCUCAUGUAAGCUGAGCUGUAGUUGUAUUUCUUGGAACCCUUCAAGCUCUCGGGCUCAUUCUCCCAUGAUAGCUGUAGGAAGUGAUGACAGUAGUCCGAAUACAAUGGCCAAGGUUCAGAUUUUUGAAUAUAAUGAAAAUACCAGGAAAUACGCAAAAGCUGAAACUCUCAUGACAGUCACUGAUCCUGUACAUGAUAUUGCAUUUGCUCCAAAUUUGGGAAGGUCUUUCCAUAUUCUAGCGAUAGCAACCAAAGAUGUGAGAAUUUUUACAUUAAAGCCUGUGAGGGUAUUAAUCAUGUUAAUGUAUUUGGCUGUUUUCCUUUCAGCUAAUUAUAUGGACAAUUGGAAGUGUACUGGUAUUUUGAAAGGUAAUGGGAGCCCAGUCAAUGGGAGUUCUCAGCAGGGAAGCUCAAAUCCUUCCCUAGGUUCAAAUAUUCCAAAUCUUCAAAAUUCGUUAAAUGGAUCUUCUGCUGGCAGGUAUUUCUUUCCCCCUCUGGAUUCCCCACGGGCUGGAUCAAGAUGGUCCAGUUAUGCCCAGCUCCUUCCUCCUCCUCCACCUCCCCCUCCUCCUCCUCCGCCUCCUCUGGUAGAGCACUCUUGUGAUGCUGACACUGCCAGCCUCCAGUAUCCUCACCCUCACAGAGGAUAUUUCUCUCGGCCUCUUAAUCCCUUACCUGAGAAUGAAGGGGUUUAAAACACUGAUUUAACAUUUAAAGGCCUUAUUCAAUGCUUGUAAAUGCUUUCAUUUCUGGCUGCCUUUUGUUUUUCUUCAUUUUCUUUCAAAAGGUUUUUCUAAUUUAGGGGCCUGUCUUAUGUGUAUUACAACCAGAACACAGUGUUUGGAACCUAAACCUGUUUGUGCGUUAGCAUCAAAGGAACAUUACUUCACUGGUUGAUAACCUUUGAUGAAAUGAAAUAUGUAUAAGUAACAUUAACUGUGAAAGUUACACACAGUAGCUGACUUCAAAGUGCCUGUUUUGUAAACUUUAUUUUGAACUGUUUCCGUAGUCUUCAGUUUCUUAUGCUUUGUCGUACUGGUUAAUGUGAAAACAUAUUAUGAAAUUCACUAUGCCUUUGAGACAUACAAAAACGUUUUUAAUUUUACAAGCUAAUGUUGCAUUUGACUAGUAUGUAAAAUAAAUCAUUCCUGUGUAUAAAGCAGCAAAAC